Molecule: messenger RNA, 885 nt
Organism: Syzygium oleosum
Lineage: Eukaryota; Viridiplantae; Streptophyta; Magnoliopsida; Myrtales; Myrtaceae
Product: DNA damage-binding protein 1a-like
Exons: 4
Coding region: 1-885 (294 amino acids)
Cellular component (GO): nucleus
Molecular function (GO): nucleic acid binding; protein binding
Source: RefSeq, a predicted model, not a curated record
AUGGUCCAUCGUCUAGGAAACCUCAGGGACGAUCCAAUUCAUCAGGAGCAGUCUAGGACGUUUGCAAUUUGUAGCAUGAAGUACAACCAGUCAAGUGCCGAAGAAUCUGACAUGCAUUUUGUUCGGUUUUUAGAUGACCAGACUUUUGAGUUCAUGUCCACUUACCCACUUGAUACAUUUGAGCAUGGUUGCUCCAUACUUAGUUGUUCCUUCUCUGAUGACGGUAACGUAUAUUACUGUGUUGGGACUGCGUAUAUGUUGCUGGAAGAAAAGGAUCCAACCAAGGGUCGGAUAUUAGUUUUCAUUGUUGAGGAUGGGAAAUUACAGCGGAUUGCUGAAAAAGAGACCGAGGGGGCUGUUUGCUCUUUGAACGCCUUUAAUGGAAAGCUAUUAGCUGCAAUCAAUAACGAAAUUCAAUUGUACAAGUGGAUGCUGCGAGAUGAUAGUUCUCGUGAAUUGCAAUCCGAAUGUGGACGUCACGGUCCCGAACUUGCCCUCCAUGUACAAACUCGCGGAGACUUCAUUGUUGUUGGUCAUCGGAUGGGGUCAAUACAUCAGGGGUCAACAUCCCUGCUGAUAUACAAGCUUGAGGAGGGUGCCACUGAGAAGCGGGCACAUGAUUACAGUGCAAACUAUAUAUCUGCCGUUGAGAUUCUCAAUGAUGAUACUUAUCUUGGUGCGAAAAAUAAUUUCAACCUCUUCACAGUGAGGAAGAGCAGCGAAGAUGCCGCCGAUUGGGAUAGGGGCUCUCUUGAGUGGAUUGGCGAGUAUCACCUUGGAGAAUUCGUCAACCGGUUCCGCCAUGGUUCCCUUGUGAUGCGGUUGCCGGAUUCCGAUGUGGGUCAGAUUCCGACCGUCAUAUUUGGCACGGCGUUGGGCGACUGA